AUGUCUUCUCGCUCAUCUCCCGACCCUAUGGAUCGUGAUGGAUACAAAAGUGCAUUCGAACGCAUGCGUAAAUCGCUCGACAUUCCAGACAAUGUCACGGUUAGCAUGAGCUUUGAGCGACAGAGCAAGCUAACAGAGAAGGGGCUUCUACAUGAAUCAAAGGAGAAUGCCAUUAGUAUCAGGGGUGUAUUGAACCCCUACUGUAUGCAGAUUAUGACUCGGCUUUGUUUUGUGGAUCGAGUCGACCCUGGAGCUGUGCGGGUUAGAUCGCAGAAGGGUGACAUGACCCUAGGCAAGAUUACAGCAGCAUGCGCGAAGCAGCUGGGAGCUUUCCUGAAGAAAUCCCCUCCUACUCCUUCAACUCUGUCAUUGACGAAGGCUGAGUUCGAAAGGGCGUGUUCUGAAGCCUACGCUGCGUGUGCCAAGCGUCAAGGGGUCCCAAAGGGUAAAAAGAAGGAGGGUUCUGGGCUGGCUGCAGAGUCUUCCCCUGACAAGUCCGACUUAUCGCGCAGGUCUUCUCGCAUCCAAGGGCGAUCGUCCACGCCUUCUGACGCUCUGCAAAUUCAGCCUCUUCAGCAAGUGCCUUUGCCUACAGACGCCUUAGGAAUAAGAAAGGAGCGUGAGGAGUCCUCUUCCGAAGAUUCGGACGACGGGAAAUGCAUUUCGUCGAAGCUUCGGAUCCCAAAAGGUUCUGCCCCCACUACUCAAGGAUCUGCUUUCGCAAUCCCCAAACUUACCCCAGGGAAAUUACCAACGGGCCAGGCUCUCUCGUUGUGCAAGAAACCGCGGGGAUCUACCCUCGUUGGGCAUUUACCUGGGGCGUCUUCUACUUCACCUGCAAUUGGGUCUACCUUGGCAGCAGGCUCAGAAGGGGUGGCUCAUGUAGAGGGCAUUUCCUCUUCUCCGUCCAAAUUAUCAGGAGUGACGACUGGAGAUGGAGUGCAGGGUGGCUUACCGUUGGAGGUGAAGUCGCCUGCUGUCUGUGCGAAGCCGUCAGAGGCAUUGCCCUCUGCUUCAGAUCUGGCUGAGGGGUCUGUCAUUGGUCAUAAACGUGGCUCAGAGGGGAGACGCCCUUCCUCUGCCUCUCGUAAAAAUAAGCUUCUAGAGGAUGCCUUUGGAGAUGGUUUUGAGGCUACGGAUACCACUCCUCUGCCAGUUGAGGCAAGUAAAGCCGUUGUGCCUGAAACCAUCUCUGGGUGUCAGGAAUCAGGGGUUGUCGAAGCGACAGAUGUUGACAUUCUCAGUGCUGACGUUUCCUUAUUAUCGCCUACCACUUCUGAGUCUCAUCCAGGAGAAUUUAUUGCGGUGUCCCCGAAGGAUACUAACACUUUUGAAUCUCCUAGCGCUUUCUUGGAGCAGCUAACAUCUUCUGCCGUGCAUACGCCGAUGUACCUCCCCAGUGAUUUGGGUGAAGAUGAUAGCAUAUUUAUACGCCCUUCGAAGACGUAUUCUUUUGGCGCGGGGACGGUUGCGUUGGCGUCUGAUAGCAUUAUGGUGUCGACGUUAGCAGAAGGUGGGAAGCCAGCUGCCCCCGUUGCUUCUGCAGCUGCGCUUGCAGGUGGAGAAGCAAGUGACAGAGCCGAAGUUGUGUCAGAAUAUGGGCCUUCUGCGUCUGCAGAAGUUAUGGAUGAAAUGCUACGUAUAAGUAGGCCCCAUCUGCCGGCAGAAGCGAUUGGAUCCUUGAGUGGGCAGGGUGAUUUGCUACAACAAGUAUCAGAUCACAUCUGGAUGAGCUGUGUAUGCGCAUCUGCUGCAAGGCGGGAAUAUGCGGCGGCUAUGCAGAAUGGUUCCAAACUGGCGGAGCAGAUGGCGAAAUUAGAAGAGGAGCGGUUAGGGAGAAAGAUGCCCGAGGCGAAUCGAGACGUGCUUGUGGAGGCCAUCAAGAGGUUAGAAACAGAGCUGGUAAAGGCAAAAAAGAGGGUGACUGCCACAGAGGAGAAGCUGAUAAGCACUGUCGGGUUCGAAGUAGAGCGAGAUAAACUAAAAGCCGAUUUGGUGGAUAUGACCAAUAAGUGGAUGGAGAAAAGUCAAUUAUGCGUUCAGCAUGAAGCCCGCAUGGAGAAGCUUAGCAGUAUGAUGAACGACCUUAAAGAAGAUGUUGUGUCGUUGCAGACUGAUAAGGAGACCUUAGAGAAAGAGAAAAAAGAGCUGGAGCAAAAGGCAAACAGUCUUGAGGCCAGCGCAGCGGAGGCCAAGAAACAGAAGCUGGAAGCUGAACUUCUUUUAGGGAAGAAGUUGAAGGAAGCAGAAGAGGCGGUAACCGAAGCCAAGAAGCAGUUGGAGGAGAUGGCAGAGGUAUGCGACUCUUCUUUUGUUACUGAUGCAUUAGAAAAUUAA
Messenger RNA from Humulus lupulus (European hop), 2337 nucleotides. RefSeq lists its product as uncharacterized. The record is from RefSeq and is a predicted model, not a curated record. The transcript has 3 exons. The coding region runs from base 1 to 2337 and encodes 778 amino acids. Lineage: Eukaryota; Viridiplantae; Streptophyta; Magnoliopsida; Rosales; Cannabaceae.